Molecule: messenger RNA, 3379 nt
Organism: Papaver somniferum (opium poppy)
Lineage: Eukaryota; Viridiplantae; Streptophyta; Magnoliopsida; Ranunculales; Papaveraceae
Product: formin-like protein 11
Exons: 4
Coding region: 368-3265 (965 amino acids)
Biological process (GO): actin nucleation; actin cytoskeleton organization
Molecular function (GO): actin filament binding
Source: RefSeq, a predicted model, not a curated record
UUAGAAAAGGUUUCAUGUAUGAGUGAUCAAUCAAGUAGUACUAAUCAACAGUAAAACAUCUAUUCAUGAUAAUAUGGAGAUCCAAAUGAGAUGACUGGACAUAAAACUAAUACUGUUUUGGAGGGAAAUUUUUAAUGAAGAAAGAGAAGAACAAUAAGAAGUAGUAUAACUUCAACUGCCAAAGUUCAGGGGUUCCUUGGAGUAGCAUUAAAGCCUUUCUCUCCCUCCCUCUCUCUAGCUGUAUCAGAUCUUCAUUACUACAUUACCUUCUUCACCUUCCAAAGAUUAAAGAUUUGUACUAGGUAUAUAUCAUAACAAAAUUCUUGAAUCUAGAAUGAUAACUUAAUCAUUUUUGAGUUGAAGAAAAAUGAGUUCUAAAGUUUUUCACUUGAUGGGUUUUAUCAACUUUGUACUUGUUCUGUGUCUGAAUGCCCACCUUUUAGUUGCAGUAGAUUCUUCAGAGAAUGUUGUGCAGAGUUAUGAUAAUGCUGGUCAGAUAAAGAUGUACAGAGAUGAGUACAAUGGAGAUGGAAAAGAGAAAAACAUUGUUAAGAUAUCUGGUCAGGAUGAAAUCGAAGAAAGGAGAGAUCUUGUUUUAGAGAAGGUCAGAAAUUUACUGGGGCUAAACAGCUUCAAGACCAAAUUUCCAAGACAUGGUCCUGUUGAGCAUGGGAUGUUAUCACCUUCUCCAGCACCCACCAUUGAACCUCCAGCUCCAGUUCCACUUCCAGCUCAUAUCCAUGUGGGUCAUCAUCGUUUACACCCUCGCUUACCGUUGUCACCUCCAACCAUUUUACAUCCAGUGCACCCUGAAGUUCCAAGAAGACAUGGAGAUGAGGUUAAAGUUAAGAAAAUUGUGAUAGCUGUUGCUGUGUCAAGUGGAGCAGUUACUGUGAUUUCUGUUCUCGGAUUCCUCUUGUUCUGUUGGAAGUUUGGGAAAGGACGACGAAGAUCUGCAAAGACAAUGUCGGUUAAUGCAACCAACAGAAGCUUUAAAGGAAGAUCAAAGUGUGUAAAUUCUCCAAUCACCUCAAACAAGGUUAGUUUGGAAUUGGGACCAGAGCAUUUUUGUCUACAUUCAGUAGAACCAGCUUCAAAGGUAGAUCUUUCCCCGGUUAAACAAAAUUAUGAAACUGUGAGCAUAACAUGGAAGAGAAAACAAACUAAUACUUCCUUGGAUGAGGUGAGUGAAUCUGGCAAGGAUUCAAGGAAAUCUUUUUCAGAUAAUGACAGCUAUUCAUCUGAUAAUGUUAGCUGCUCCUCGGUUGAUGAAAUUAUUUCUGUUCAUGAAAUUAGAGAAGUAGUAACGCCAGCAAUAGAUAAUGGAAAUUGUUUAUUAGAAAAUGAAACCAUUAAGAUUGAAGCUUUAUCAUCUGAUGAUGAAUCUUUCCACUCGCUGUGCGGUUCAGAUUCAUCAAAUGUGCGGAUUUCCAAUGCUUCUGAGGGUGAUCUGAGAGACCCAUCUGAAGUUGUCUCAUCGCCGAAUUACCCAAAACGGUCAUCUCCACCAGAACAUAGUUCCAAGCUACAUUAUGCCUCGAAGAAAAAAUCAUCAACUUCACCAGUGAAACCAGUUUCAACUCCACCUUCACAUACUCGUAAUCUGCGACAAGCAACAACAUCAUCACAGGGUACCACAAUUACUUCACAACUUGUCACUCAAUCUCCACCUCAACCACCUCCUCCACCUUCACUUCUGUAUUUCUCAUCCUCUCACUCUUCAUUUAGUUCAAAGCAAAUUACUUCAACAGCAGCAUCAAAACUACCUUCCUCUUCAAAAUCAGAUUCUUCUUCAGGGUCUAACCAAAACCUAUCAUACGACUCUUCUUCAUCAGCUCAACAUAAAUCCCAGGCGGUUUUAACAAGUACACUAGGCACAGGUAGUGCAAGAAGUAUACCUCCUCCACCAUGCCCUCCUCCGCCAUUCACUAAAGGAAAGAAUAAUUCCCUUCAGCCUCCACCACCCCCACCAGGUCCACUUCCUCAAUCCUUGGCGGUUGGCAAAGAUGGGAUUCCUCUACCAAAACUGAAACCACUGCAUUGGGACAAAGUCAGAGCCACUCCUGACCGUUCUACAGUCUGGGACAACUUGAAAUCAAACUCCUUUGAAUUUGAUGAGAAGAUGAUCGAGUCGCUAUUCGGAUACAAACUACAAAAUGCACCUAAGAGUGAUGAAAAUAAGAGCAAAAGCCCCUCUCCAACAAAGCACACUCUUGAACCGAAAAGGCUGCAGAACAUAACCAUACUCUUGAAAGCUCUAAAUGCAACUGCAGAGCAAGUUUGUAAUUCACUGAAUCAAGGCAAUGGCCUGUGUAUGCAGCAAUUAGAGGCCCUAGUGAAGAUGGUCCCGACUAAAGAAGAAGAAAUAAUGCUUCUGAGCUACCAAGGGAACAUAGAUGACCUAGGGUAUGCAGAGAAGUUCAUUAAAGCAGUGCUUGAUGUACCUUUCGCGUUCUUAAGAAUAGAAGCUAUGCUUUACAGGGACACUUUCGAAGAUGAGGUGGUUCAUCUGCGAAAGUCGUUUGCAAUGUUAGAGGAGGCAUGCGAGGAACUAAGGUCGAGCAGACUCUUCUUGAAACUACUAGAAGCUGUGCUAAAAACAGGAAACAGGAUGAAUGUAGGUACAAUAAGAGGAGGUGCAAGGGCAUUCAAACUUGACGCACUUCUAAAAUUAGCAGAUGUAAAAGGAACAGAUGGGAAGACUACCUUACUUCACUUUGUUGUUCAAGAAAUGAUCCGAUCGGAAGGAAUCAAAGAGUCAGACAUUGUUAUAGCAAAAAACAAUCAGAAAAUUAAGAAAAUGGUUGAAGAAAGGGAAGAAAAUUGCAGAAGAAUGGGUCUUGAUCAUGUUUCAAGCCUGAGUGCAGAGCUCUGCAAUGUGAAGAAGACGGCAACAAUAGACUUAGAUGUUCUUGCAAGCUCUGUUUCAACCCUGUCAGAUGGAAUGGUUAACCUACAACAUUUAGUACACGAGGCUUUAUCUAUGGAUGCUCGGGAUGGGAACUUUGCCAAGUUAAUGAAGUCUUUCUUGAGUCAUGCAGAAACCAGUAUCAAAGAGCUAAAGAAAGAUGAAGAUCGAGUUUUCUUACAUGUCAGAGAAAUUACAGAGUAUUUUCAUGGAGAUGUAAGCAAAGAUGAAGCAAACCCACUUCGUAUUUUUGUGAUAGUGAGAGACUUUCUAGGUAUGUUAGAUCAAGUCUGUAAAGAGAUCAAAUCUUCAAAAUUACCUAAGAUUGCAAACACCGCCGUCACUCCAUUCCGAUGACAUACUUUCUUGAUUCAUGAUUUCAUAUUCAACUCGCUUCAUGUAAGAUACAAUGAGAGUUCUGUAACAAUUUGAAACUGCAUAAAGUGGUUGAAGGGUUUUGUUUCAAAGCAA